AUGGCGGCACCCUCCGCGGGGGAUGUGAACAAGCAGCUGUGGGAUGAGGCUCUUACACGACUCCUCGACCUUUCUACCGCUACGGUCAAGAGGAAUGGAGAGCUUGAGACUCGAGUGACUGAGCUCGAGCUCGAGCUCUCCGUCUGGAAGCAGGCGCAUUCUACCGUGGUUGACCUUGCAGACCGCGAUCGAAAGGCGCAUAACGCGCAACUCGCAACGCUUAAUCGUCAGAUAUCCUCUUUGGGUAUCCUCAACAACCUAGAUCCACUCAUUCUCUGCGUCCUCGACGGGAACGCAAAUAUAUUUAGUCAAUCUCUGCUGGCACAGGGCCAGCAAGGAGGUCGACAAGCAGCACAAGAGCUAACCAAGAAAAUUGCCGAAUAUCUCUCUCAGGAGGAGGUACAGGUCUUCGGACGGCUUUCUUUUUGGGUCACCAUCUACUUUAAUAAACGGCGGCUUCUGAACCUGGUGCUUGGUGAGGCUUUAUGCACCGCCGAUCAGCUUGAGGGAUUCUUGUCUGGCCUUAGCCAGGCUUCUCCACGUUUCCUGCUGGUCGAUAUAGGCCAGGGAAAGGAUGACGUCGACGUCAAGAUAAAGGAAUAUUUAGAGACGUGCUCGCGCCUGCCUCAGACACUCCGAGUGUUCUUCGGCGGAAGCCAGGACGAUAGUUACAUAUCCACUUUUAAAGCACUUGAAAGUGAAGAGCUGACCGGGAAACUUGUAAUAUUUCAAGUCGGGACCCAAACUGCAGAGGAAGUGCAGCAGUUCGCGGUACCGUCCAUGCAGGUCGACGGACUGUUCAUGAUUCGCGAAGCGCUUCAGUGGCAGCGACGGCCUGGCCCGAUUCCUCUGACUGGUUUGAGCAGCACUGUCACCACUAAUGGAGGCCUUAUCAGUCCCCAGUCUGAGACGCAGUCCUCCACGACCGCCCCGAUGCGAACUGCCUGCAGACCUAUCGACCCGACCAAGGCAAGUCGAUAA
Molecule: messenger RNA, 981 nt
Organism: Sparassis crispa
Lineage: Eukaryota; Fungi; Basidiomycota; Agaricomycetes; Polyporales; Sparassidaceae
Exons: 6
Coding region: 1-981 (326 amino acids)
Source: RefSeq, a predicted model, not a curated record